AUGCGUCGAAACAACUGUUGGCUGGCCGUCCUGGCCGUUUCGACGGUGCUGCCUAUUCUACGUCACAGUUCAGCGAGAGAACCGUUCCCGGCCGUUUAUGAGCACCCCGAACACCGGGCGAACCGCAGCAAAGCAGCUUACCCGGCUAAUCAACCCGCCCAUCGCGCGGGAACGAACGACGACGGAACGGUUAGCAUAUUUCGCGACGGUACACCGAAUACUGCCGCAGACCCUGUACCGCGUCCGCCCCGGAACAACCGGCCCGAAUCCAGCAAAAACGGCAAACCGACCGACUCGGUAGCAAUCCCCUGGCGACGGUCCAACCGACAUGCAAAUCCUGUCGACGCUAUCUACGCCGAAGCAAAAAACAAUCGUAGACGGCCGCCCGCGGAGGAAGCUAAGCUUGUGAAUGGAGACGCCGUGGGAGGGUCCGAGGACGAUGCAGCUUCCGUAGACGGAUCCAACAUCGCGAACGGAUCGUCUGUAGAACAGGAUGGAUUUAAUGGAUCUCCCGCGGAGGAAGGGAAGUUGAGUGGAGUUUCUGGUGAAAAAUACAAGAUUAACAGUGGAGCCUCUGGAAGAAAGUUUGGAUCUUCCGGCGAGGAGUCGAUCGAUGCAGCCUCUGUAGGAAAUUCGAGAUUCAGAGGUAGACUCUCUAUAGGGGAAGCUAAACUCGGACGUGUUGUGGAAGAAUCUGUAUUAAAUGCAUCCUCUGUAGAAGAUUCGAAAUUCGAAGAUGGAAUCUUUACAGAAGAAGCUAAACUCGAUGGACUUUCUACAGAAGAAUCUUUCAAUGGAUCCUCUGUAGAAGAUUCUAAACUCGAAGAUAGAAUCUUUACAGAAGAAGCUAAACUCGAUGGACUGUCUGCAGAAGAAUCAACAUUCAACGGAUCCUCAGUAGAAGAUUCCAAAUUCGAAGAUAGACUCUCUAUAGAAGAAGCUAAACUCGAUGGAGCUUCUGCAGCAGAAAAGUUCGAUGGCUCCUCUGUGGACAGUUCCAAGUUCAAAGACGGAGUAUCGACGGAAGAAUCUGAGGUUAAGAAACUUGUUACGAACAGAUCGAAGCUCAAUGGGCUGUCUGCGGAGGAAUACAAGCUGCGCGGGCUCUCUCAGGAGAAGCCAACUGCCAAAGUAGCAAUUUCCAAAGAACGAUACAAAGGAGAAAGUCCGUUUAAGCAUGCGUACGAGAAACUAAGAGGCGACCUUAGACCUUCGAUAGAGGCCAGUGGAUCUAAUAACUCUCGAUCGCUGGAGGAUUCUCGGAGACAGAUGCCGGCUGGGAAGCAAGUUUCAGGCGAGCAACGUUUAUCGUCGUGGAUUUCCCGCGGCGCGAUGAAGAUCUCGCCCGGGAGGAGCGACGACGUGACGCGUGGGGACUCCGGGAUCGCUGGGGCGACGGUGCGAAGCAGUAAAAGAGGAACCGGCCGGGGAAGGGAGCGAAGGAGUUCGCAGAAGAAUCUGGCGUACCGGGGCCAUCGAUAUUUCAGUCACGUCGACGGCAGUCUCCGCGAUGAUGACUCGGUGACGAGGUACCUAGGCGAAGCUGGAACGAGAGCCAGCUCGGAGGAUCGAGCGAUAGAGUCGGGAAAAUUUGAUGUGGCUGAUAGAGAGCGUAAAAACACUGUGUUCCCUGAAAUCUCGAGGAGCCCCCAUAUUGGAGAGCGUUACGCGGGGCUCAACAAAAUUGAUGAUGUCCACGGAGAGCAAGAAGUGGAUGAGUACCAAUUAACUGCAGGCGCAUCAGCAAAAAGGAAUAUUGGAAGUUCGGAUGAACCGAGGAGGGAGAAUGGUUUUUAUUCGAUCGACAGGGACACUUUCGGUAAAAUCGACGGCGCGAGAGAGAGCGCCGCGCUGCCGAUAGUGGAGACCUUUCGCGUCGGAGAGAGAUCCGUGUCGAAACUCGGUGAUUACGGAGAGCAAACAACACGUCGGUUGAUACAAGAAGUGGAUGGUGAGUCGUCGGAAAAACCAACAAGCAAGAUCAACGGAGAACAGCGUCGCCUGUUCCCGAACUUCCUAAGGUCGAGACUCAGCCAGCAGGAUAAAACGCUGUACAAUCUGAUUAACGGCAAGCGCAGGCACCGCAGACACAUUAAAAUCACGGAUGAACGGUACCCAUUAACUUCCAGCCCGCCGAGCGCACGCGAAACUCGCGUAAACUUCGCCGGAUCCGGCUCGCAGUUCCACUCGGCGGCCGCUGAGCGCGUCUCCCGGGGGGUUGGGAACGGGGAUCCGGGACAUUCGGGUUCUUGGCAGGUGCGGUGUCGCGUCCCGGCGUCUUGCGAAUCGACGGGGACAGCGACAGAUGCUGCACGUGUGCGCGAUGUCUCGUCGAAGCGGAGAUUAAAGGCGAAGAACGAGGAUCUUGUAGACAAUAAGAGUCCCCGUUCGACUGAUCGGACUCCAAGCGCUAUCGGCAAUGCUCGUUCGAUGUCCAAUGGACCGGAAGAAGCUCCUUCGAUCUUAAGAAACGGGAAACUCGAUGGUACCAGCGACACGUUCGACUCUGAUGCACUUGGCGGAGGACGUGAGCUGCUGGAUGAUGAAGGUAGCGCAUCCUCUAACAAGUCUGAUGACUCUUAUGCGGGUUUUAACACAUCGGAGGAUUCUAAGGUGAACGCUGAGUUUGGGGGACAGAAGGCUGUCAAGGAUGUGGAAUUAAAGGUAAUGGCCGGGGAUGCAGCAGUGAAAGAUCAAUCUGGAAGUGUAGGUGCUAACGAGGGUUUAAGGGUUGCGGAAGCAGUGGGCGGCGCAGGAAAUCUGGGGUGCGCCGAGGGAGAUAGCGGGAUAGAUUGCGAGGAUAAAAAUGUGAAGCUGAGUGGACUGAACGAUGAAGAUAAGGGCAAUCGGGAGGCUUCAACGGAUAGAUCCAAUUAUGUUGUCAAUGAGAAUGGCGGGGUGGAUGAUGGCGAUGGGGGCGGGAGGGAGGAUGAGGAAUGGCGAUGUUUGAGAGGAGAUUGUGCAUCUGGCGCGGUGGAAAAUUUAAAGGUGGGCGGCGGGGAUGAUCGAAGAAUAAUUGGGAGAUCUAGUUAUUCUUCGAGUUACGACAUGAACGGAGAUCUCGAGGCUAAUGGAUUGGCGAGGAGUGGUGAAAAAUUCGGGCAGUUGGUUGAACAUUACCAGGACGAUUUUAUGGGAAGUAAUGAUACCAGUAAUGAACGACGUGAGUUAGAAAGGGAUGGCGAUGUGUCGAACGAUAAGUCCAAUUAUUCGAUGAAUUAUAAUCGGGAGAAAAACGAAAGCAGACAUUCUGCUGGGGUACACCGGGAAGAUUAUGAAAAUUAUAAUUUAAUAUUGAACGGAGAAAGCAAUGACGAUAAGAGAAGUGUGUCGAAUAAUGUAUCCAACUAUUCCAUAAGUUCUAAUAUUGAACAUUAUACGGGCAACAAUGCAACAAUUGAUGUACCAUUAAGUGAUCAAGCUAUUACGGACCAGAGUAAUCUAACAAUGUUAAAUAAAGAAUCCACCUCGGCUAUAAAUCACAGUGAAAAGGAAACUUCAGCGGGUAAAAACGAGGAACAUGAAAAUAUCCAUAAGAAAGGGUUCAUCGGCAGCAAUAUCGCGAACAAUAGAAAAUUAAGCGAGCAAAGUGAUCGAACGGAUAAUCGAAGCGGACCGAACGAAGAAUCCCCUUAUUUCCCGAGCGACAAUACAAAUAAAGAUCCCGAAGAUAAAGGACCCGCACAGAUGAGCGAAGAACAGAGCCGGCUAGACAAAGAUGAUUCGAGAGACUCGAGCGCUGCCUCGUCGAUAAAAGGAUCGACGGACGAAACCUCCCAGCAAAUCCUCCAAUAA
Nomia melanderi (Alkali bee) is the source of this 3795-nucleotide messenger RNA. NCBI's taxonomy places the organism in Eukaryota, Metazoa, Arthropoda, Insecta, Hymenoptera, Halictidae. The record is from RefSeq and is a predicted model, not a curated record.